AUGAGUUUAGAAAAUGACGAUAAGAGAGCACGCACGCGAUCGAAGUCUAUCAGAGUGCCCACGGAGCUCAUCGGCCAGGAGGUGAGCUGUCCUACCCCAGGCUGUAAUGGCUCAGGACACAUCCGUGGGAAGUAUGCGAGGCACAGAAGCCUACAAAGCUGCCCUCUAGCAAAGAAGAGGAAACUUCAGGAUGCGGAGGCCGAACACCUGGUGUCGAAGCGAAAAUCCCACCCGCUCAAGCUGGCCUUGGACGAAGGCUACAACGUCGACAGCGACGGCAGCGAGGAGGCCGAGGCGAAGGAGUCUGGCUCCGAUGAGUCGGAGGGGACGCUGGAGGAGGACGAGGCGGAGGCGGUGGAGCAGGAGGAGACCCGCAGCCCCGAGCCAGCAGAAGGUAGAAGCCCAGCAAAAUCAACCCAUUAUGGACAAAAACCAGCAACAAGCACAUCUGGGCCCAGCAAGGCCAACUAUAGCAGCUAUCAAGAAAUAAUCGCCAACUCUCUCCUAAACCUAGGCCAAAUAGCGGAGGAAACCCUCGCCAUCGAAGGGCAGCUGCCCGAAGCAGAGCUGCAGGUCUCCAAGCCGCCGUCCAACGUUGUGCACCUGGUCCACGAGGACGCGGGAGAGGAGAUGGUGGAGGAGUGCGACAAGGAGAUCAUCAUCCAGACGGAGGACGCGGAGGAAGUCAUUGAGGUCACCAGCGAACGCAGCAGCAGCGAGUUGUGUCCAGAGCACCGGGAUGACGCCAGCUGCGAGGAGGCCUGCAAACUGCCCAAGGCCAUGCAGGCUGAAGGAGAGGAGGAGGAGGAGGAGGAGGAUGAGGAGGAGGAGGAUGAAGAUGAGGAGGAGGAGGAGGAGGAAGAAGAGGAAGAGGAGGAGGAGGAGGAAGAGGAGGAGGAGGAGGAGGAAGAGAUGGCUCCCGAAGUGAUCUGUGAAGAAGCUCCUCACACUUCUCAGGAUGCCCAGAAAAGCCACUGUGAAGGGCAGUUCAGCCCAAAGCCCGAAUACUCGGUCAUCGUGGAGGUCCGCUCGGACGACGACAAAGACGAUGACGCCCGCUCCCAGAAGUCAGCCGUGACCGACGAGUCGGAGAUGUACGACAUGAUGACGAGGGGGAACCUGGGGCUGCUGGAGCAAGCCAUCGCGCUGAAGGCCGAGCAGGUGAAAAUCGUGAGGGAACCCAGCCGGCUGCCGGGAGAGCACGUAAAGCACUUCCAGGUGGACGAGAAACAGAGCAAACCACUGGACAGCAUCCGAAAGAGCUACUAUGGCAAAGAUCCCUCGAGACCCGAGAAGAGAGAAAUCAAAUGUCCAACGCCUGGUUGUGAUGGGACUGGCCACGUCACGGGACUCUACCCUCACCAUCGCAGCCUCUCUGGUUGUCCGCACAAAGACAGGAUCCCCCCUGAGAUUUUGGCGAUGCACGAGAACGUGUUGAAAUGCCCCACGCCAGGCUGCACAGGACAGGGUCACGUCAACAGCAACCGCAACACGCACAGGAGUUUAUCUGGGUGCCCCAUUGCUGCUGCUGAAAAAUUAGCCAAAUCACAUGAAAAGCAACAAACCCAGUCUGGUGACCCUUCGAAGACCAGCUCCAAUUCUGACCGGAUACUCAGGCCUAUGUGCUUUGUGAAGCAACUGGAGAUCCCUCAGUACGGAAGCUACCGGCCCAACAUGGUCCCAGCCACCCCCCGGGCCAACCUGGCCAAGGAGCUGGAGAAGUACUCCAAGGUCACCUUCGAUUAUGCAAGUUUUGAUGCUCAGGUUUUUGGCAAACGCAUGCUUGCCCCAAAGAUUCAGACUAGCGAAACCUCACCUAAAGCCUUUAAAUGCUUCGACUACUCCCACGACGCCGAGGCCGCGCACAUGGCCGCCACCGCCAUCCUCAACCUCUCCACCCGCUGCUGGGAAAUGCCUGAGAACCUCAGCACCAAGCAGCAGGAGGCCCCCGGCAAGUCCAUGGACAUUGAGGUGGAUGAAAAUGGGACUCUGGACUUGAGUAUGAACAAGCACCGCAAGCGGGAGAGCACCUUUCCCAGCAGCAGCAGCUGCAGCAGCAGUCCCAGCAUGAAGUCCCCAGACGUGUCCCAGCGCCAAAACAGCACCAGUGCCACGAGCAGCACCAUGACCUCCCCCCAGUCCAGCCAGACCUCCCGCCAGGAUGAAUGGGAUGGGCCCAUCGACUACACCAAACCAAACCGCCAGCGGGAAGAGGAGCCAGAAGAGUCAGAACCAGCAGCCCACUCGUUUGCCUCCUCGGAAGCUGAUGAGCAAGAAGUGUCGGAGGAAAACUUUGAAGAACGAAAAUACCCAGGGGAAGUUACUUUAACCAACUUCAAGCUUAAAUUCCUCUCCAAGGACAUCAAGAAAGAGCUGCUCACUUGCCCUACCCCAGGCUGUGACGGCAGCGGACACAUCACGGGAAACUAUGCCUCUCACCGCAGCCUUUCUGGUUGUCCUCUUGCUGACAAGAGCCUCAGAAACCUCAUGGCUGCCCACUCUGCUGACCUCAAGUGCCCUACUCCUGGCUGUGACGGCUCUGGUCACAUAACAGGAAAUUAUGCAUCGCAUAGAAGUCUGUCAGGCUGCCCUCGUGCCAAGAAAAGCGGGAUCAAGAUAACCCCGACAAAGGAUGAUAAAGAAGACCCGGAGCUGAUGAAGUGUCCAGUUCCUGGCUGUGUUGGGCUUGGACACAUCAGUGGCAAAUACGCCUCGCACCGGAGUGCGUCGGGGUGCCCCCUCGCAGCCCGCAGGCAGAAGGAAGGAUCCCUCAAUGGCUCCUCGUUUUCCUGGAAAUCGUUAAAAAACGAAGGCCCGACCUGCCCUACCCCUGGCUGCGACGGCUCCGGCCACGCCAACGGGAGCUUCCUCACUCACAGGAGUUUGUCAGGGUGCCCACGAGCUACUUUUGCUGGGAAGAAAGGAAAACUCUCAGGGGAUGAAAUUCUCAACACGAAGUUCAAGACCAGCGAUGUUCUGGAGAACGAUGAAGAGAUCAAGCAGCUGAACAAGGAGAUCAGCGAGCUGAACGAGUCCAACUCAGAGAUGGAAGCUGCCAUGGUGAAGCUGCAGUCGCAGAUCUCCACCAUGGAGAAGAACCUGAAGAACAUUGAGGAGGAAAACAAAAUCAUAGAGGAGCAAAACGAAGCCCUGUUCCUGGAGCUCUCAGGGUUGAGCCAGGCUCUAAUCCAAAGUCUUGCCAAUAUCCGCCUUCCGCACAUGGAGCCCAUUAGCGAGCAGAACUUCGAUGCGUACGUGAACACGCUGACCGAUAUGUACACCAACCAGGAGUGCUACCAGAACCCGGAGAACAAGGACCUGCUGGAGAGCAUCAAGCAAGCCGUCAAGGGCAUCCAGGUUUAG
Molecule: messenger RNA, 3363 nt
Organism: Cygnus atratus (black swan)
Lineage: Eukaryota; Metazoa; Chordata; Aves; Anseriformes; Anatidae
Gene: MYT1
Product: myelin transcription factor 1
Exons: 21
Coding region: 1-3363 (1120 amino acids)
Biological process (GO): regulation of transcription by RNA polymerase II
Cellular component (GO): nucleus
Molecular function (GO): RNA polymerase II cis-regulatory region sequence-specific DNA binding; DNA-binding transcription factor activity, RNA polymerase II-specific; zinc ion binding
Source: RefSeq, a predicted model, not a curated record